Messenger RNA from Meloidogyne enterolobii, 450 nucleotides. Lineage: Eukaryota; Metazoa; Nematoda; Chromadorea; Rhabditida; Meloidogynidae. The record is from the annotation of a GenBank genome assembly.
AUGCGGAAAUGGCGAAAUAUUAGUCUAGAAUCAUUAUUAAUUCCAAAAUCAAAAGACAGAUUUCGCCUUUCUUUUUUUCCUUUUUUCCCUUUAAUUUUCUUCUUUUUUAUUAUUUUAAUUCCAAUUUCCCAACAACAAACAGAAAAUUGGGAUCAACAAAGAAGGUUAAUAGAAGGAAGUAGAACAACAACUUCUAAUAAUAAUUUAGAAGAUAAUGGAGAUCUCUUUAUUUUACUUGAUGAAAUUAGUGUUUUUAGUUGUAGAGGAAUUAAAAAUGAAAUUAAAUUAACUGAAGAGGAUGUUCAAAUUGUAAAUGAAAAAGGCAAUAAAGUUUAUUAUAUUAAAGCACCUGGCAAUUAUUCUUUACAUUUUAAAAAUAUUAAUGUUUUAAAUAAUUUGGCAUAUUUGAGCGGGGAAAUAGGCGUUACUUUACAGGCAAGAAAAAAAUAA